AUGUUUGCCUUCUGGGCCUAUCUGUUUCAAACUGUGCAGCAUGGAACCGGUGUUGGUGUUCAGACUUUAGAUCAAUGGGAUCACCUGCGCAGACUCGGAUCCGCAACCACAGUCUUCAAUUCAGGAGUACCAUCGCCGUCUUCCUCUCACAUCUCAUUCCCAACCACGGCCCCGGCACUCCACCUGUCCCUCACCCUCCUCCUCGCAUCCCUCACAACCGCCCGCCUCGCCAUCCUCGCCACCCCGGACCCCCUCAUCGAACACAUCGCCAACACAAACCCCCCAGCCUGGCUCAGCCCGCAAGCCUGCCAUCCCCGCUCCAACUUCCCGUCCGCUCCCCCCGUCAACGCGACCGACCUCCGCGAGGACGCAAAGCGCUUCUGCGCCCGCGCCGCCGAGCUCGUGCCCGUGAUGCGUCCCAAACAGGUACUACGUGGAAACGGCCUCGGCGUUUACAGCGAGCAGCAUUUCCAGCUGGAGUUCCUGCAUCCGUGCCCGCACCGCGAUGUAAAGGCGCAAGACCCGGAGGAUCCGAUGGGCGAUGGGAUACUGGUCAAGGGGCAGAGCUGGUGUGUGGAGCUGUUGGCUGGAAAUCGGGACCGGUGUAAGUUGGACCCUUGGGAGGCUCGUAAAAGGGCGCGGACUGACUUGUCACAGGCAAAACUCCGAGGCAAGCGGCUGUGGGCGGAAUGA
This is a messenger RNA of Colletotrichum chrysophilum, 693 nucleotides long. RefSeq lists its product as uncharacterized. NCBI's taxonomy places the organism in Eukaryota, Fungi, Ascomycota, Sordariomycetes, Glomerellales, Glomerellaceae. The record is from RefSeq and is a predicted model, not a curated record. The transcript is spliced from 2 exons. Bases 1 to 693 code for a protein of 230 amino acids.